This is a messenger RNA of Daucus carota subsp. sativus, 360 nucleotides long. Its product is annotated as pentatricopeptide repeat-containing protein At3g12770. The transcript has a single exon. Gene Ontology annotation, molecular function: zinc ion binding. NCBI's taxonomy places the organism in Eukaryota, Viridiplantae, Streptophyta, Magnoliopsida, Apiales, Apiaceae. Bases 1 to 360 code for a protein of 119 amino acids. The record is from RefSeq and is a predicted model, not a curated record.
AUGGCGGAUAAGUCACAUCCUAGAACAAAAGAAAUUUUCAAAAAGCUUGAGGCCUCAGAAAGAAGAUUAAGAGUGGCUGGGUAUGUCCCCGAUACAGAAUCCGUACUACAUGACUUGAGUCAUGAAGGCAAGGAGGAAUCUCUUUGCAACCAUAGCAGGAGGCUACCAAUUGCUUACGAGCUUGUAAGCACUUUUCCUGGAACCACACUUCAGAUUACCAAAACUCUGCGGGCAUGUGUGAAUUGUCAUUCAGCAACAAAGAUAAUAUCGAAGCUUGUUAACAGGGAGAUACUUGUAAGGGAUGCAGAUAGAUUCCAUCAUUUUAAGGAUGGAUUGCGUUCUUGUGGACACUACUGCUGA